Mesorhabditis spiculigera is the source of this 891-nucleotide messenger RNA. NCBI's taxonomy places the organism in Eukaryota, Metazoa, Nematoda, Chromadorea, Rhabditida, Rhabditidae. The record is from the annotation of a GenBank genome assembly.
AUGCAGCUGUCCUCGAUCGCGCUCACCCUGGUGUUCACCAUCUUCUCGCCCCAGAUGUGCAUCUCCACGCAGCAAGAGCCUCUAUUUUGCUUCACCGCCAGCAUCUCGCUGUCCUUCGGAACUUUUAUCCAAAAUUUACUGGCGUUGAAGGACGCGGCGUUUCCGUUCCGGUUGGCUUUGAUGUGCAACCUGUUCACGGCGGCAACAAACGUUGCCGGUUACAGCCACGCUAUAUUUUAUCGACAUCAGCUAUCCAUCCCUCAUGGCUCGUGGCUGAAAAUCCCAGAUUACCUGCAGUAUUUCUGCUUUGCAGUCAUGUACGGGACGUCGAUGUGCUUUUUCAUGUAUGUUUGCGGCCGAAUCAGUAUCGUCGAUUUUCGCAACGCGCACAUCUACCAGACCGGAGUUUUGGAGGCGCUGAUUGCUAGGGAAGCUGUCUGCACGGCGGGCUUCAAGCAAAUUUUUUCCUGGGUUAUUUUGGCGGUUAUGGUAGUAUUCUUUACGGGGAUGAUGUUCUUCGUCAUUCACAGCCACUAUUCGCUCAAAAAUGGGCAUAAAAAGGUCCAGGAAAUGUCGCAGGUGCUGCUGAUCUCGAUGGCCAGUCAGACAGCCUGCUUCUUUGUGCUGCUCAUCAUCCCGAUCAGCGUGCUCAUCGUGAAGUAUCAAGACGAGAAUUUUAAUGAGAUGUGGGUAAUCGGCACGAUAAUCUGCAGCAGCCACAAUAUUGUGGCCUCACUAUUCAUCGUGUUCUCCACUAAAUCGUAUCGAGAAAGGCUGCACGGCUUCUUCGUCAACAAACAAAAUGGUGUACAACCUCCAAAAAUCGUCAUCUCACAUUCGGGGACGUCGGUGAAGCCCUCAAGCAGAAGCCUCUUUCGAUUGCUGACAAUA